AUGCCGCUGCCGCUGCUCCCGCACCGCCGAUCUCCCGACUACUCUGACUCCUACUCUCAACAUGUCGAACCAGAGUUGGUGAUAAGCACGAUGGAGGCCGCGACCGCCGGGCCCUCCAUCCACCUGCUCACUCACCCGAACCAGCAAGCACCUCAGGGCCAGUCCAGGGACCGCCGUAACUUUGGACAUCAGUGCCUCCAAUGCUCCUCGACCAUGAGACUCCUGGUAAGCUUGCAGGAGUCUCAGCAGGUUAGGUGCAGCCAGGUUUACCAUGCCAGUGACCACCGUGCGUGCAUGUAUGGGGGUGAGAUGUGA
Messenger RNA from Pelobates cultripes (western spadefoot toad), 315 nucleotides. NCBI's taxonomy places the organism in Eukaryota, Metazoa, Chordata, Amphibia, Anura, Pelobatidae. The record is from the annotation of a GenBank genome assembly.